Sander lucioperca (pikeperch) is the source of this 4582-nucleotide messenger RNA. RefSeq names its product WD repeat domain 62 (gene wdr62). The transcript is spliced from 34 exons. The record is from RefSeq and is a predicted model, not a curated record. The coding region runs from base 235 to 4422 and encodes 1395 amino acids. Lineage: Eukaryota; Metazoa; Chordata; Actinopteri; Perciformes; Percidae. Gene Ontology annotation, molecular function: protein binding.
GCUAGAUUUAAACCAGAGUCCCGCCCGCUGAAGAGAAGAGUGUCAGGUUUCCUAAAAGCUAAAAUAUUCCUCCAUCAUUAUCAUCACAAACUGCCCCGUUUCUGGUUCACAUCAGCGGGCUUUUAUGGACCAACUCCGCGGUGUUUACACGGUUAUUGUCUCGGAUUGUAGCGGCGUAGUUGCAUCUUCUCGGAUAACUGUUUAAAAGUUAAAAUAAAGCCGUUUGUUGUUAUCAUGGCGGAGGGAGCAGACAGCGGAUCAGUCAACACCGCGAAGAGGAAACAACCAGCGGGGAGAAAGAGCCGACAGAGCCGCAACAAAGCCUCCAGCAGCCGGGUGACUCUAGAGAAGGUUCUGGGUAUCAGCACAGCCAACAGCAGCGGUCUGACCUCUGACCCCAAAUCUGGGCUGAUCGCCUAUCCUGCAGGGUGCGUCAUCGUGUUGCUUCACCCGAAGAACAACAAACAGACUCACAUCAUCAACACUUCCAGGAAACCGUUCAGCGCGCUGGCGUUCUCCCACGAUGGAAAACACCUGGUGACUGGAGAGAGUGGUCACAUGCCCUGUGUGAGGGUGUGGGAGGUGGAUGGAGGGGGGGGUCAGGUGGCUGAGGUCCAGUGUCAUAAAUACGGAGUUUCCUGUGUGGCGUUCUCCACCAACAGCUGCUACAUCGUCUCCGUGGGAUACCAACACGACAUGACUGUUAGUGUGUGGGACUGGAGGAAAGGGUUGAUCAUUGCCUCCAACAAGGUGUCCAGCCGAGUGUUGGCCGUCUCCUUCUCUCAGGACAACAGCUACUUCGUCACCGCGGGGAACCGGCACGUCAAGUUCUGGUUCCUGGACGCCUCCAAAGAACGCCGGGUGAACAGCACGGUGCCUCUGAUUGGUCGCUCGGGGUUGCUAGGCGACCAUAAGAACAGCGUGUUCAGUGGGGUGGCGUGUGGGCGUGGCCUCAUGGCGUCCAAAACCUUCUGCAUCACCAGCUCCGGUCUGCUGUGUCUGUUCAACAGCAACCGCCAUCUGGAGGCCUGGGUCCACCUCAAGACGUCGUCAGCGAGCUGUCUGGCGGUCAGUAAGGACUUCCUGUUCUGUGGCUGUGCUGACGGAGCCGUCAGGGUGUUCAGCCCGUCCAACCUGCAGUACAUCAGCACCCUGCAGAGGCCGCACUGCCUGGGGGUGGACCUGGCCCAGAGUACACAGCACGGCGGCCUGCUCCCGGCCAGCCCCGGUGCUCAGUACCCCGACACGCUAGCGGUGACCUUUGACCCCGCCGCCAGACACCUGACCUGUGUGUACAACGACCACAGCGUGUACGUGUGGGACGUCAGAGACGUGAGGAACGCCACCAAGCUGUACUCUGCUCUGUACCACAGCAGCUGCGUGUGGAGCGUCGAGGUGUAUCCGGAGCUGCCUGAUGCCUCCGAGGCCUGCCUGCCUCCGUCCUCCUUCCUCACGUGUUCCUCCGAUAACACCGUCAGGCUGUGGCACGCCGACCCCCCCACCGGGCACAGGAACCUCUACAGCAACGACCUGCUGAGGAUCCUGUACGUGGGGGAGGACACGCAGCACCUGCAGGCGGAGGGGGAGAGGGGGGAGUGGGGGGAGGCCGCCGCCGGGGCUGAUGGGAAGGCUGGGAUCAGAGUGCUGGGAAUCAGUCCUGAUGGACAACACCUGGCAGCUGGAGACCGCUGCGGAAACCUGCGUAUCUUUGGUCUGGCGUUCCUAGAUGAGUUGGUGAAGAUCGAGGCUCAUGACUCUGAGGUUUUGUGUCUGGAGUUUUCCCCGACGUCCACCGGUGUGAAGCUGUUGGCGUCGGCCAGCAGAGAUCGACUGAUUCACGUCUUCAACCUGGAGAAGAACUACAGUCUGGAACAAACUCUCAGUGACCACUCAGCCUCCAUCACUGCAGUCAAGUUCACUGGCCAGAGUCCUGAGGUCCAACUCGUGAGCUGUGGAGCCGACAAAAGCAUCUACUUCCAGACAGCGGAGCAGACGGCAGAGGGUCUGCUGUUCUCCAGGAGUCACCACGUGGUGGAGAAGACCACGCUGUACGACAUGGACCUGGACGCCUCCAGGACGCACGUCGCCAUCGCCUGCCAGGACCGUAACGUCAGAGUUUAUGACGUGGAGACUGGGAAGCUGAAGAAGAGUUUGAAAGGCUCGUCCAGCGAUGAAGGCGCUCUGCUGAAGGUUCAGAUGGAUCCGUCCGGCUCGUUCUUCGCCACCAGCUGCUCUGAUAAAAACAUCGCCAUCUUUGACUACGAGUCAGGGGAGUGUGUCGCCACCCUGUUCGGACAUGCUGAGAUCGUCACCUGUAUGAGGUUCAGUCAGGACUGCAGACAUCUCAUCACCGUGUCUGGAGACAGUUGUGUGUUUGUGUGGAGGUUGGACUCUCAGAUGACGAGCGUCAUGAGGAAGAGGCGGGGCUUACAUCAGAGCGCCGCGGCUGAAGCCUUCAGCCGCAAAACACAGAACAUCAGGAGGGAGACAUUCAUCAGCGGACCGGCGUCUCUGCUGCCUCACACCGAGGAAGAGGAGGAGGAGGAGGAAGGGGAAGAAAAGGAGGAAGAGGAGGAGGGCGAGACGCCACACAGACUGGACCCCGCUCACGACCCUCAGCUGCUGCAGACCAAUGGGAAGCUGCCGCUGUGGUUCAGGAAACUGCAGGGUGAGGGCGGAGCCUCUUCUGCCGUCCAAUCAGGCUCUGAGCCUCAGCAGGUGCAGGUGCGGAGCCGGUGGUCGGACCAUCUGAACCCUCUGACCAUCUGCUCCGAGUUCUCCCCGAGUCCCACCAAGACACCGGAGGAGGAAGAGGGGGAGGAGGAAGAGGAGGGAGACUUUCACCCCCAGAGUCUGGAGAGUCUGCUGGGAGAGGAAGACGAGGAGGAGGAGGAAGAAGAGGAAGACGAGGUGCUGCAGAAUCCAGCGGGAAACCGCAGCUUCCUGCUCUACCCCUCUGCUGACAGGGACUUUGAUGUGGAGGGCGUGGCUGACCCUCAGCUGGAGGUCAGAGGUCAGAGGGCGGAGCCAGCGUGGAGCUCUCAGCUGAGUCCUGACUCAGCGUGCUACGAGGGCUCAGCGGGGAGUCUGGAGCAGCCGCACGACGCUGCAGACACGGACUCUCUGAGUCAGGGCAGCUCUGUGGGCAGUCUGGGUCUGGAGGAGGACGAUGACACCAACUCUCUGAAGAACCACUUUGAGACUCUGGCGUCCAGCCUGACCGACGAGAAGUUCGACACCGACCUGAGGACGCUGCAGCCUCCGGAGGAGGAGAAACACUACCUGAACCCUCGACUCAGCAUCUCCACGCGCUUCCUGUCCCGCUUCCAGGACAGAAUCAGGGCGUGGCCGAGCCGAGCUCCGCCUCCCGUCUCCAUACCGACCAGGAUCUCAGAGGAGAGCAGCGUCAGCAACCUAUCGGUGAGCUCUGGCGGCGAGGCGUCCUCCUCUGAGUCCACGCCGAAGGGCAGCAGCAGCAGCAGUGGAGUGAAAAGCAGCCGCUCAGUUCUUCGCCGUAGAGCGUCCUGCGCAAAUCAGCCCCUUCGCCGCCCAACACGCCGACGACACACUGUGGUGGUCGUCCAGUGCAGAGAAACGCUGCGAGACAUCACGUCCAGGACUCCCAGCAGCAGCAGCGUGGCGUCUGCUGGCCAGCCGGGGGCGCCGCGGCUCGGGUACCUCGGGACCACGGCCAGCUCCAGGGCCAAGCUGAGCCAGGACGCCCCCCCCUCAGGCCCAGAGGAGGAGAAGGAGAACCUGGCAGACCUGCAGCCUGAGACCCCCCAGCUGGAGCUCACCGGCAGUGUCUCUCUGUCUCCGCCCCCCGAGGCGUUGGCUCCGCCCACCGCCGUGACAUCACUGGGCGGAGUCGGGAGGUGCAGCGUCAGCAGCGUCGACGACGAGACGCUGACCAAUCAGAACCAAACCCUCAUCCUAAGCCCCACCCCCUCCGCCACUGCCUGUGACAUCAUUGGGGAGGAGGAGGGGCCGGGAGGAUCCACGGUUGAUCCAGAAUCAGACACGUUUUUGGGAGUCGACCCGCCCACGUCUUCCUCCUCUCCGCUGUCGGACCCUCACACAGUUUCAGGUUCAGGUGAUGAUGACGAGUGGCUCAGUCUGCAGCGAUGUCAGCAGGUCGCCACGGAGCUGAGAGAGACGGCCAGACACGCUGUCCAACUCUACCAACAGCUGUGUGCGGAGGCCGGUGGUUCUGGACAGCGUCUCCAGAGGGCGUCCGUCCUGCGUGGGGCGUUUGAUGGCGUUCUCUGUGAGCUGGAGGCAGCCCUGCGGGGCGGAGACAGGCAGGACGCCGGGCAGGUACAGGGCCACGGGACGCCGCAGGACGCUGGGACGCUGUCUCUGCUGGAGAAAUACUCGGAGCUGCUGGUUCAGAUGACUCAGAACAAACUGAACCGGAUCUGAAAGUGUACGGAGGCUCAACACAGACAAAAGUCACUUUAUUUUAUCAGUGUUACUUUGAAUGCACCUUACGUUUGUUGGUUUAUUUGUGUUUUUAAAUCACUAUCGCUCAGUUUGUACAUAAACUGUUUUAUUAAGUCCUUUAAUAAAUGUCUUUCAUAGA